AUGAGAGCGCCCAUUCUGGGACUUCCACUGAAGCUCUAUUUGGAUGCAACGAACGCAGCGGUUGGGGCUUUACUCGCUCAAGAUGACCACGAUGGAGAAGAAAGUCCUAUUUAUUAUGUGAGUAGACAAUUAAGGGGAGCCGAAACAAGAUACCCAAAGAUCAAGCUCUUGUGCCUUGCUCUUGUCUAUGCUACACAGCGCUUGCAGCAUUACUUUCUUUCUCACAAGCUACAGCUCAUAGUGAAGUCUGACCCCAUAAGGUACUUGCUCACAAGAUCGGUGCUAUCUGGACGUCUUGCACGUUGGCUACUACAGCUAUCUGACUUUGAUAUCACAUGCACAACUCCUAAGGCCAUCAAAGGACAAGCCAUGAUUGACAUGCUGGCUUUAUUUCCUGAAGUAGAAGAAUCAAUUCUUUAUAAGGAAGCUCUAGGGGAGCUGCGGAAAAUGGUUGUUGUUGCUACAGAGGAGGAACUAUGGACCCUCUACUUUGAUGGGUCUUCUACAUCGAAAGGUGGAGGAGCAGGUGUAAUGCUCAUUAAUCCCGAAGCGCAAGCCACGACCCUCUCAUUCAAGCUAAAUUUCUCAUGCACAAAUAAUAUGGUGGAUUAUGAGGCUUUCAUUAUGGGAAUGUCUACAGCAAGGGAGAUGUGUGUAGAAAAAAUUAAAAUUAUUGGGGACUCAAACCUGGUGCUGAGUCAAUUGCAAGGGAGCUUUGCUAUGAAUGAGGCAACAUUGGCACCAUAUCGUACAACUACUGAAAGGCUUGUCAAUUCUUUCAAACAAGUCGUGCUGGAACAUAUUCUGCGGGUCACUAAUAGAUAUGCUGAUGGUGAAGAACACCAAGGAAUGAAGAGGCUUCACCGGCAGCUGCUGAAUGUCAGGUAUUAUUGGUCUACCAUGAAGAACGAUGCAUACAAUUUUGUAAAGAAGUGCCACACAUGCCAAGUCCAUGCCAAUUUAAGCCACAAGCCUCCACAUUAUUACAGGACAUACGCAUUCCCUGGCGAUACUUGGGGGCUUGAUUUGAUCUAA
Molecule: messenger RNA, 1035 nt
Organism: Prunus mume (Japanese apricot)
Lineage: Eukaryota; Viridiplantae; Streptophyta; Magnoliopsida; Rosales; Rosaceae
Source: RefSeq, a predicted model, not a curated record